CAGUUACGAUGUCAGAAAACAAAAUUUUAUAUGUGGAAGGAGAAACAAAAGACUUUGAUACUGGUCACGAGAACAUCCGAGUAAAGAUUGAAGUGUUAAAUGAAGACGUCGCGAGGUGUUGA
Molecule: messenger RNA, 122 nt
Organism: Entrophospora sp. SA101
Lineage: Eukaryota; Fungi; Glomeromycota; Glomeromycetes; Entrophosporales; Entrophosporaceae
Source: the annotation of a GenBank genome assembly